CCCAACCCGCUGCUAUAGCCGCGGGCUCCCCAUAGUGGAUACCCACUCCUCUCUCUGCGUUCGCCGGCGGUGGCGGCCAACGCUAUUCGUGGUAUCUUCGUCAGAUCUCUUCCUACGCGUUCCAUUACUGUCCCAAUCUGUGAUUGGUGAGUUCCGAACAGAAAAGGGGCAUUUUAGGUAAAACGUGUUUUAGUCAAAGGAAUGGCAGUUGAGUGGUUGAGUAUAAACGAUUGAUUGAGAUUGAAAAUGCAUUUGAGUUGAUUCCGAGCAGCUAUGGAGAAGGCGAGAGAGUUUCUGGAGAAAUACACCACCGGCGAAGCAGCCGAUGAGGUGUCGCGGCUCCGCUUGCCUCCCCACCGACCCCUCGCCGAGUCCAGCUUCUACGAGUGCUUCGGCGGCAGAGGCGUCCGCCUCGACGUGCUCCGCCCGGAUCUCAUCUCAUCCUCUUUCAAAGUGCCUCCUCGUCUCCUUGGUGGAGAUGGAAACCUAACUAUGGGUGCGAUCAGCACUCUAGUAGAUCUGUUAGGAGCUGCGGUGGCGUACCAGGGAGAGGAUUCCUGGAAUCUAUCAGCUGACAUGUCAAUCUCCUACAUCUCGCCUGCUAAACUGGAUGAUGAACUGGAGAUUUUGGCAAGGUGUUUAGGACGACGAGGUGGCUACUCGGGGACGCACGUGCUCAUACGAAACAAAAUAACUGGAGCGGUUGUUGCUGAAGGCCGACAUUCAUUAUUUGAUGCUCGCAGCAAUUUGUGAAUACGGUCUUACAUUCACACGCUUGCCCUUAUAUACACGAACUUUCCAAAUUACAGAAUGCUUUGAUAAAUGUAUAAGUUGCAUAUUCUACUACAAACCAACCAAUUUCUGGACUUACCUUAUAUAGUUCAGGUGAUAUAUGAAAACACAUUCCGAAUCAUGUUUGAGCUUCUUGGAUGAUGUAAUUUUGUGAAUAUUCAAUCUAAUAAUAUAAAUCCUACCUAUGUAAA
This is a messenger RNA of Salvia splendens (bonfire salvia), 983 nucleotides long. RefSeq names its product acyl-coenzyme A thioesterase 13. Gene Ontology annotation, molecular function: fatty acyl-CoA hydrolase activity. Bases 274 to 753 code for a protein of 159 amino acids. The record is from RefSeq and is a predicted model, not a curated record. The transcript is spliced from 3 exons. Lineage: Eukaryota; Viridiplantae; Streptophyta; Magnoliopsida; Lamiales; Lamiaceae.